AGGGGUUAAAACUCGUGUUUCCGGUUCCGGGACAAUAAUCUCAAAAGUAGGUGAAAUGUUGACCAGACUAUCACGGUUCGGGCCCACUGUGCCUCGGUUACUGUCCUGUCCACCGACUCGGUUCGUCUCCCAGUCGAAACCGACCGGUGCCGCUGGUUCGACUGCUGUGACGGAGCUGCACCCUGCCGCGGAGCAGGCUGGACACGGUGAGGUCAGCCCAUACGUCAAGAAUCCAGAUUACCAUGGCUUCUCGAGUGACCCUGUGGUGGAUGAGUGGAACAUGAGGGUGGGAUUCUUCUUUGGCAUCUCAGUGGCUCUAGUUAUCGGAGGAACAUUUAUCCACUAUUUGCCAGACCAUGGCAUGCGUCAGUGGGCAAGAAGGGAGGCUGAGCGUUUGAUCAAGCAGAGAGAGGAGGAGGGACUUCCUCUCAUCAACGAGAACUACUACGACACAAACAACAUUGUUCUCACCCCUGCUGGAGAGGAGUAGGCCCUGCUAACACCCACCUACUGGAUUUCAUGAUUAUUGUAUUUCACUAUGACAGAAUAAAUUAUGUAGUUGUUAAA
Messenger RNA from Epinephelus fuscoguttatus (brown-marbled grouper), 567 nucleotides. It is a transcript of the gene ndufb11, whose product is annotated as NADH:ubiquinone oxidoreductase subunit B11. Bases 56 to 490 code for a protein of 144 amino acids. NCBI's taxonomy places the organism in Eukaryota, Metazoa, Chordata, Actinopteri, Perciformes, Serranidae. The transcript has 3 exons. The record is from RefSeq and is a predicted model, not a curated record.